Talaromyces rugulosus is the source of this 1719-nucleotide messenger RNA. RefSeq lists its product as uncharacterized. The transcript is spliced from 4 exons. The record is from RefSeq and is a predicted model, not a curated record. Lineage: Eukaryota; Fungi; Ascomycota; Eurotiomycetes; Eurotiales; Trichocomaceae. The coding region runs from base 1 to 1719 and encodes 572 amino acids.
AUGAAGUCAAUCUAUACACUUGUCCCCUUUUUCUGUGUCGCUGGUGCGACGUCCCUCAACUACUGCCCCUUUUUAGGUGCAGUAUACCCUUCCCCAAAGACCCUCUGCAACGACACAGCGUUUCAGACAGUUAAGCACAACAUAUCUCUUUCUCUCGACGCGAUUAUUUCCGGAAACUCGUCUCUUCUGGGUUCCACCUACGUCAGCAACACAACCUCGCUUUCGGUGCAGAUCUGGUCGACAAGCAACACUGAACCCGAGUUUGAGUACUAUUAUACCUCUCCAUUGACCAAGAAUGCCACGACUGGUGUGACCGAAGUCGAUGAAGAUACCGUUUUCCGAAUCGGCAGUGCCUCUAAACUAUGGACUGUGCUUUUACUAUUGAUUGAAAAGGGCGAUGCAAUCCUGUCUGACCGUGUUGUGAAAUGGGUGCCUGAGCUUGCAGACGCGGCCAGAGAGAUUGGCGAUGAUUUCAAUAGGAUUAACCAUCUGGAUUGGAGCGAAGUGACGCUUUUUGAGUUGGCAAGUCAGCUAUCGGGGAUCGCCCGCGACUAUGCAUUCGGAGAUCUCAUCACCCUGGGGCUUGACCUCACGCAAGAUGGCUUCCCUCAGGUCUCAGAAGUCCCCCCAUGUGGUACUCUUGCGGCAGGUGCUUGUAACAGAACCCAGUACCUACAAGGUAUUCUGCAGGCACACCCAACUUUCCCCACGGCAUAUGCGCCCAGCUACUCCAACGCCAACUUUCAGAUUCUCGCUUAUGCCUUGGAGGCGAUGACCAACGAGACCUACGACACGUUGCUCAGCAGGGACCUCGUCAAACCUCUUGGUUUGGAACAUCUCACAAGCACGGCUCCAGCGGACAAGUACGGUAUUAUUCCAUGGGACGCUAUCACCAGCUAUUGGGCACUAAAUACUGGCGACGAAGCACCUGCCGGUGGCCUCUACGCAUCAACCAAGGAUAUGGUAAAACUCGGCCGAGCCGUUCUCAACAGUACCCUACUCUCACCGGCAAUGACGCGAAGAUGGAUGAAGCCGGCAACGCAUACGGGCUCGCUGACCGCGUCCGUUGGGGCGCCCUGGGAGAUCUACACCAUUCCUACCUCGCGCGCGGUCGACGUGUAUACCAAGUCAGGCGACCUGGGCAGCUACUCGAGCAUGACGGCACUCUCCCCAGACCAUGGGGUGGGUUUCACAAUUAUUGCUGCUGGGAACGACACCACGGCUGUAGUGCAGACGCUCACGCAGGCGAUGAUGGAAAUGCUGGUGCCGGCGUUGGAUGCAGCGGCCAAGGAGGAAGCAGUUGUGCGGUUCACCGGUACUUAUGCACACCAUGGCAGCAACAACAAACCCAAUUCUUCAAUCAGCAUCACAACUGAUGGCGGCCCGGGACUCAGGGUUGAAGACUGGGUCAAUGACUCGGUUGAUAUGAUUGCCACUAUCGAGGCGCUCACGGGCUAUACGUCAACGCCGUCUGUGCGACUGUAUCCUACGGGAUUGGAGAGUUCGGGGCAGGUUUCAUUCAUUGCCAUAAUCCAGCAGCUUGAGAAUAUGUCGUCGUCGAGCGAUGUUCCGUGCACGACUUGGUUUCAGGUAGACUCGCAGGUGUAUGGGAAUGUCGGGGUAGAUGAGUUUUUGUUUGAGGUGGAUGGCCGGGGAGAUGCUGUUGGGCUGUCGCCGCGGGCGUUGCGGACUGUGCUUCCACGAGUUUCGAAGAUUUAG